Penicillium nucicola is the source of this 1665-nucleotide messenger RNA. RefSeq lists its product as uncharacterized. The record is from RefSeq and is a predicted model, not a curated record. The coding region runs from base 1 to 1665 and encodes 554 amino acids. The transcript is spliced from 2 exons. NCBI's taxonomy places the organism in Eukaryota, Fungi, Ascomycota, Eurotiomycetes, Eurotiales, Aspergillaceae.
AUGGUGAAAGUCGACACACAAGCACAUCUGUACUCCAACGAUACUCAGGAAACCGUCAACACAGCAACCCCCUCUAAGAUCCGCCGACGAGCCUCCCAAGGAUCGCUGCGGACACGACCGUCUCCGGUGUCGCGGUUUCUCUCCAAGAGUAGUGUCGCCGUCAACUUCCCGUCGUGGGAACAUCGUGGCGCUGGGUCUCGAGAAUCUCGUCCUCGAUCAGCAGACUCCCGGCUUCGUCUCUCAACCACGGUGUCUCGCGGGCCGAGACCCUUGACGGCCUCUCCGGCCUGGAACUCCCCGCCCGCGUACCAGUCGGAAUACCCCUCCACCUUGCCUCCCACCCCGCCAGAAGACGAUAUCCACGUUGCCUGGAAUCCCAAGUCCGAUAUGUUGCUGUACAAUGUGCAUCCCCAUCAGCACCAGCACCCGACCUCCAUGAAGAUGAUGGAGGAUGGGCCAGGUGCGGAUAACUCUUCCACCAAUGGUGCUUCAGAUACCUUGAGUAGCCCAUCCGAUGGAACCUCCCAUGGUUCCUCCAGCUCGGGGGGUAGUCCGGGACCUCAAGAUGAAAUGGAUUGUCAGCAGGACAUUGGCUCAUGGCUGGAUCAUGGCAUCAAUUUGACCGCAUCCGCACUGGGUUGUGCCAACCCGCGGGGCGAGGCGGUCAAGAUCGUUUCCCAAACUCUUCCUUAUCCCCGCACAUCCGAUCAGUCCGUGUCAUUACCAAAGACCGACAGUGUCUUCAGUUCCAUGGUGCAGGCGGUUCACAACCACCUCCAACCGGGCCAAUCACCAUAUAUCAAUGUCACCCAUGCAGUUCCCGAGCAGUUCAGUCUGUCGAACUUGCCUCACUCUCCUCCCAGUACUCCGCGUUCUCCUACUGCCGCGGAAGAAUAUUUCAAUGCCACCGUAUUCUCCAGUGCAGCCGUGGUUGGUGCGUACCACGAUUACCGGGGACCUCUCCAGCGGCAAAUGUCCCAUGCCCCCAUGCCCAUCGUUCCUCCGCACAGUGUGCACAUCUCCGUCCUUGAGCGUUACCUCCCUCCUUCCUCCGCGCAAGAGUACCGUGAUGUAUUCUGCCCCACACGGCCAUCCUUCCUUGUCGACCGAAUGAGCGAGCUCUCACCAAACGGUGGAUCCCUCCUCUUCGUGUACCCCACCAAGAAGGGUGCGUCCACUUUCAAAUCCCAAUAUCUGGGACCCAUUCUCGACCCCCUGCUUCGUCAGCUCGUUGUGGUGAACGAGCUGUCAGCAGAUGUGGGCCGCUACCUCGGUAAGCUCAACACUGUCUCGCAGAUGGACGAUUUUGCCACCAUGAAAGCAAACAUUGUGACUCUCUGCGAGACUUUGAGCUCGCCCUCCUCCAAAUUCCAUGUCGCAGAUGCAGGCCGCGGAAGCACCCACCUCGACCGUAACCUUUGGUCCGAGUGGUUCAUCCACCAGGAAAAGGCCCGCAUGAAGGAAGUCCUUAACCUUUACUGGCAGAACAGCCGUCGCCACCCGAAUAAAUCCAUGAGUUCUGGUGGCAUGUCCGGGAAAGAAGUAUCACCCGCUAUGCUUCUUAGCGAGAUCUUCGACGGCAUCCGCAAGCGACGCUACUGCGAGGACAGUGAGCCUCACGAUGGAAUCGAGCUCGGUGUCUUCGUGAUUCGCCGCACGAACUAG